UAAAUUAAGUGUUCAAAGUGUUUUAGAACUUAAAUAAGUGAAUUUGUGCGAGCUAUUUAUGUAAAAACGCUAUGGGGUUCACUAACCUUAAUAUUCAACUGUUACAGGAUGUGUGUAAACUUUCUUUCAUUGGGAAUGUUUGCUCCGGUUAAAUUAUUGUAUUUUUACGCAACUAAUUUAAAAAUCAACACGGUUUCUAUUCCCUAAGAUGACGACUAUUUUUUUAUAAAAGGCAUUUUUGUGAUCUUAACCUCAAAAAGCAAGUAUAGAAAGUGUAGCUUUGUUGCUAGGUUGUGAAACAGAGUUGUGAAUGAGAAAACACAGUGUUUGCAUUCCAGUGUGUUGUGUUAGAGGAUUAGGCCCUACCUAGUAUUGGAUUACUUACAGGAAACAUGCCGAAGGAAAAAUGAACCUCGAUGUAUCAUCAGAUAGCCUGCAGCCUACCUGGAGAUUGUGGGAGGAAGAAAGAGUGGAUGGUGCCGUUUACACUGUCUAUCUCAAGAAAGUCCGCUACCAUCGGCCCACCAAGUCUGUGUCAUCUGAUUCGGAAGAUGAGAUUUCCCACCUGGAGUGGGAGACUGUGAAGGUGAGGUUUAUCAAGGCAGGGACACUACAGCGGCUGGUAGAGAGUCUGGCCACAGACGAGGGAGAGUUAGAGUCCACCUACAUCAGUGUGUUCCUGGCCACGUAUCGCACCUUCGCCACACCCAAGCAGGUGCUCAGUCUGCUGCUAGAUAGGUAUGAACAACUGGCCAACAACGAGUUGGACCUUCCAGAAAUGGUUUCAGACCAACACAGGAAGACCCUGGUGCUGGCGUUGCACGUGUGGCUCGACUCGUACCCGGAAGACUUCAGAGAUCCUCCCCUGCACGCCACGCUGCAUCAGCUGCUGCACUUCACACAGGCGCAUCUACCUGAGUCAGAACUGCAGCACAAGGUCAGGCAUCGUCUGGAGAGGUUCAUCAGGGAGGAUGAGAUGCUGGAGUCCUGUCCACUGUUCACGCCAGACAGUCUGUACCUACACUCUAACGGGACUCACGCACCACCCUACAGCUUCCCAGACAUCCCUGAGCGACAUUUCGCUGAGCAGCUGACAAGGAUGGAUAUGAAGCUGCUGCAGAGGCUAGUACCUCACCAGUGUCUCGGAGGCAUCUGGUCACGCAGGGACAAGUCACGUAGCCAGGAGGCGGCUACAGUGUUGGCUACGGUUAACCAGUUUAACGCGGUCAGUCUGCGAGUGAUCAGCACGGUGCUGAUGGACCCUAAUUGUCGGCCAGUGGAGAGAGCUACGCUGAUAGCCACUUGGAUAGACAUUGCUCAGGAGUUAAGGGUUCUCAAAAACUUUUCAUCGUUAAAGGCGAUCAUCUCAGGUCUUCAGUCCAAUCCAGUCUAUAGGUUACAAAAGACUUGGCAAUGCUUACCAAAGGAAAAGGUGGAGGUGUUUGAGGAGUUAGCCAGGAUAUUCAGUGAGGACAACAACCAGUGGGCUCAGCGGGAGUUGUUGAUGCGGGAGGGAACAGCCAAGUUUGCGGACACUGUGGGUGAAAAUGACAAACAACUGCAGAAGGUCAUCCAGCGGCAGGCCAACAACAGUGGGAGCAUCAGUCAUGGGACUAUUCCGUACUUGGGAACAUUUCUGACAGACUUGACCAUGAUAGACACAGCCAUUCCUGACACACUGUACGAAGGUCUCAUCAACUUCGACAAGCGCAGGAAAGAGUUUGAAGUUUUAGCUCAGAUCAAGUUGCUGCAAGGCGCAGCCAAUGCGUACAACAUCCACGAAGACGUAGCGUUUGACCGAUGGUUUGACUCCAUCCUCACCUUAGAUGACAGAGAGGCUUACCAGCUGAGCUGUCAGAUAGAACCUCCUGCGGUGCCUACACUCACCGUCACCACUCAGCGACACAGGAAGAAACCUCCCAACAACUGUGUUUGUUACAGUAUGGGCCACAGAAAGAACGAUUCAAUAGCGUCCACGACCAGCAGCAGCUCUAGCAGUCAGUUCUACGACUUGGAGAGUUUACCUUCCUCCCCUAGAAACUCUCUUGACAGGAAGGCGUCGCCAUCCCAGAUGUCGUCCUCGUCUAGUAAUUCUUCCCUACCCUCCCUGGACGUGAGUGUGGGCAGCAGUGCUACCAACACGACAGGCAACAGCGUGUCAGUCAGUGCUGCCAACCGCAGUCCUGCGUCUUCACAGCUACGGCAAGUCACUCCGGACUUCUACAUAAUCAAGGUCACCUUGGAAACUGACCUUGUGGAGACUGAUGGUAUUGUGAUGUACAAGAGUAUAAUGCUGAGUAACAAUGAAAGAACACCUCAAGUUAUCCGCAACGCAAUGCUCAAGCUGGGGAUUGAAGGCAACCCUGACAACUACACUCUUGCUCAAGUACUUCCAGAUAAAGAAAUGCUACUGCCGGCCGACGCGAACGUGUACUACGCUGUCAACACUGCCUUCAACCUCAACUUCAUUCUUCGGUCCAAGUUGAGACUAUUAGACAGUCCUGCCACGCUACCCAAGCCUUCACGGACCAAGAACGGAAAAAAAUUCCCCCUCUCCGGCUCGUGAUACAGGCUUUAACGUGGAACUCUUUGUUUCACUGCCUUAAUAAGUCAGACUUAAGAUAUAUUGGUGAAAAUUAAGGCACAAACAGUGUUUGGAAAAUACUGUUAGUUCUUACCUAGAUAUUUUCACCCUCUAUUUUAUUGGAAAUUUUAAUUAAAGAUAUUUUUUUAGAAACGUACCCUGGAAUGUAGUCAUACUGCCAAUGUGUAAGAUUUUAUCGUUUAGUUAUAAAUAAGGAACUGAGAAACGGGAUAGAGACUUUAGCUAGUUUCAUAAAAUUUGCAUAACAAAUGUAUACCAUUUACCCUUGAAACUUCCCCUUCCUCAAAAAUUACAACCCAAUAUUCACAACUGUGGUUUCAUUUUGAACCAUAAAAUGUAUUGUGAUACUGUACUCCAUUAUUGACCUUUUUACUUCCCCUUCCAUGUCCUUUGGUUUGUAUUGGCCUUGGUUCUUAUGAUUAAAAUGUUAUUCCUUUCUUUAUAACCUUGCUACUUAUCAGUAAUAGUAUAAGUAAAUAAUACUCAUCAAUUGUAAAAGAUAUUUGUUGAUUAGGUUUGUUUCAAUUGAGUAGGUAAUGGGUUUAAAUAAUGUUAUCAAUUUAUCAUAUUGUUACUGUACAAGUCAUUGUUCUCUCAAGUUCAAAGCGUUAUAUGUCUCAGUUUUUUGUUUUAUUUAUUUUAAAAACAUAGGUCUUACUAGCAGCAAUUAAUUUAUGGAUGUGCAGAACAAAACCUACGCAACUUAUUUGGAUCUCAUUGACUUCUAGUGACCAAAGCUAUGUUGUUAUGAAAUGUUGAGGUUGUUGUCAUGGUGUUGUUGAUAUAAUGUUAGGUUGUAACUGUGGAAUUGUAGUGAGUACUUGUUAUUUGUCACAAAUAUUUAUUUAAAUUGUGAAUAAACUGUCUUUUAAAUUUUAAUAAUGAUAAACUGAAUCUGUACAGUUAGUUAUAAGAGUUGUUGAAAUUAAAUUUAUUUUUGAGGUUAGUGCAAUGUAAAACAGUCAAUUACAAUGGACUAUUAAUUAUUUUUUAAACUACUGCAAUUUAUAGUGUUAAAUAGGGAUGGACGGGUUUGAAUUUUUAGUUCGGGACGGGACGGGACGGGAUUUUUAUUUCCUUCCCAAUUUUCGGACGAAAUGACUUC
Macrosteles quadrilineatus (aster leafhopper) is the source of this 3710-nucleotide messenger RNA. Its product is annotated as ral guanine nucleotide dissociation stimulator-like 1. Gene Ontology annotation, biological process: Ras protein signal transduction; positive regulation of GTPase activity. NCBI's taxonomy places the organism in Eukaryota, Metazoa, Arthropoda, Insecta, Hemiptera, Cicadellidae. Bases 407 to 2566 code for a protein of 719 amino acids. Gene Ontology annotation, cellular component: plasma membrane. The transcript has 15 exons. The record is from RefSeq and is a predicted model, not a curated record. Gene Ontology annotation, molecular function: guanyl-nucleotide exchange factor activity.